ACAUAGCCAAAAGUUUUUGAUUGUACUGAUUUCAGCGCAGUCGUCACGUGCCGACUGUGGUGCUCGAUACUAUACAUAGGAGUCUCUGGGACUACAACAUGGAUCAUUCAUCUCUUCAUUCUCAACUUCCAUCAUCCAUCUUAUGGCUUAUUUUGACGAAGAUUCGUACCGUCUUCCGGAGGGCAUAAAGCGGAUUGCAUAUGAUGCUGAUACCCAGCAGUAUAUUUUCCGCGACCGCUCCGGUCAACUUUACCAGAAUCCUUCAGGAGAGACGUAUGGUGUUCUGAGACCUGUGUCAGCACCUGCCACUCCUCGUCGCAGUGUGACCAUAACAGAACGCAGGGACCCUGCUCUCAUCCGUGCCCGCUCUGUCAAGCGCCCCGCAAAGACUUUCGAUGACUUCCUUCCCCGAGAAUACAUCACCAACGCAAAGGAGUCCAGUUCUGCCCCCGACUCUCCCAACGAAGCUAUCACGCGGGCGAACAGGAAUCGUGCGCUACCAAAGAUCCCAAAAAUUGGGGAGACCAUACGUUCCCGGGCCAUUUCACCUCGCGAGUCGGCAGAUGAAGAAAAACGCUACUUACUCGACGAUCGCGCUGCCAGUCCCACCUCAUAUGCGACUCAUGAUGAUGAGAAGGAGUUGAAUCGCUCAAAUUCUAAAGCGUCUUCUAUGUUGUCAUUGCCUAUCAUCGAUACACAUAUUAAUUUAUCCGGUUUCAUAUGACUGUCGAAAUCAUUGUAUCACAUUUGUAGCACCACUGCACCAUCUCUGGACAGGAUGUGAUAUACAAAUCAAAGUUCAUUUGACCUGGCGCUGGUGUAUCUGUACCGCUCAGCAUGUAGCACAGAGAUUAGCCCCAGCUGUUAAAGUGAUCAAGAGUUGUUCGACGUCGGAGGCUUGUGUCGUCACUGUCAUGACAACCCCAAAACAAAAUAGAAUCAAACAAAA
Molecule: messenger RNA, 949 nt
Organism: Suillus plorans
Lineage: Eukaryota; Fungi; Basidiomycota; Agaricomycetes; Boletales; Suillaceae
Exons: 3
Coding region: 143-724 (193 amino acids)
Source: RefSeq, a predicted model, not a curated record